Messenger RNA from Plectropomus leopardus (leopard coralgrouper), 3997 nucleotides. The record is from RefSeq and is a predicted model, not a curated record. Lineage: Eukaryota; Metazoa; Chordata; Actinopteri; Perciformes; Serranidae.
UUGACGGAGCCAUUGGGACUCCAUUAAGUCACUUGAUACGGAUACUGGGACUUCUUUGAAGUCAUGAUUCGGCUUUCUUUGCCUGUGUUUAUGUUACUGUUUGUGCUACACGCUGUUGCUGUGGUGACGGCCAACUCUGGAGACUAUCUGGUGAGAAAAAAAAGAAUAUGGCUUCCCCAUCCAAAAAAUCUGACGGAAAAUAAAGACUACACUAAGCUGAAGUCUGUUGCCUGGAUACAUUCAGAUUUUGAUGAUGGCAAAGGAAAUAUUGAAUACUCUCUCGAAGGCAUUGGUGCAAACAAAUAUCCCUAUGGUGUGUUUGUAAUCAACCCUACAAGUGGACAUAUUCGUGUAACCCAAAUACUUGACAGGGAGGUCAUCGAUACAUACCAUCUGACAGGUGUUGCUAAGUACCGGGAUGGCACCCUUGCAGAGAAAAGCAUUCCUAUACGUUUUAAGGUUCAAGAUGAGAAUGACAAUGCUCCUGUCUUUGGAGAAAUCAAGCCUGGGAAGGUGAUGGAGAACAGUCCAGCAGGAACUCAAGUGAUGAAAUUAACUGCAACUGAUUUGGAUGAACCAGGGCAUAAGAACUCCAUGAUCGCCUAUAGCAUUGUAGAUCAGAAGCCAUCUGAUGGCAUGUUCUCCAUUUCCAAAGAUGGGACCAUCUUUGUUCAAAAAUCCACCCUGGACAGAGAGACAGCAGAUCAGUACACUCUGACGGUGAAAGGUCAAGACUUGAACGGUGCACCAGGAGGAAAUACUGCAAUCGGCACUGUUACUAUUAAUGUCAGUGAUGUGAAUGACAACCCUCCCACUCUGGAAAAAGAAGAGUACUCAGGCAGCAUUGAGGAGAACACAGAUGGUGUAGAGGUGAUGAGGAUCAAAGCAAAGGACCUGGACCUGAAGGACACAGAGAACUGGGAAGCUGUGUUUGACAUUGUCCAAGGCAAUGAGGCUGGGUACUUCAGCAUUAAAAAUGACCCCAAAACCAAUGAGGGCAUUCUAAUGCUGGACAAGGCUGUCAAUUAUGAGGAUGUGAAGGACCUUGAACUAGGACUAUCUGUGAGGAACAAGGCUCCCUAUGAUGGAAUUGGGACGCAUUCCGGAGCCACUAUAAGUCUAGGAGGGGGAGGGGGUGGGAUAGGGGGAGCAGGAGGAGGAGGAGGAGGAGGAGGAGGCGGGGGGGGGGGGAGGGGAGGAGGAGGAGGAGGAGGCGGAGGUGGAGGCGGAGGUGGAGGAGGAGGUGGAGGUGGAGGAGGAGGAGGAGGAGGAGGAGCAAUGGGGGCAGGUGGUGCUAUUAUUGGAUUUGCGUCUGGUAAAACCUAUCCAAUCAAAAUCAGUGUGAAGAACCAGCCUGAGGGCCCAUCUUUUGACCCCAAAGUCAAAGCUAUUCCCGUAUCAGAGGGAGGCCAGUCAAUUGACAUUAAUAAGGUUAUUGCCAGCUACCAAGCACUAGAUGAAGACACCGGGAAACCAGCUGACAAUGUCAGGUAUAUCAAGGGCUUGGACCCAGCCGGCUGGCUAACCAUCGACCCAAAGACAGCUGACAUCAAACUAAACAAAAGACCUGACAGAGAAUCUCCAUUCCUGGUCAAUGGAACAUAUUUUGCUGAAGUGCUUUGCAUUUCAGAAGACAUGCCUUCAAAAACAGCCACUGGCACAGUAGCCAUCCAGGUGAAAGAUUUUAAUGACCACUGCCCCAUCCUGACCAGUAACAUCGAGAAUAUCUGUAUCCCGGCCGAUGCUGUUUAUGUGAAUGCUAAAGAUGAGGAUUUAUUCCCUAACGGACCUCCCUUUCACUUUGAAAUCAUCCCAGAGGGCACUGAGGGCAAAUGGCAAGUCGAGCAUUUCAAUGACACUGCUGCUAUCCUGAGGGCCCAGGAGGCCUUGUGGCCUGGUUUCUAUAAGGUGUCGUUUCUGGUGAAAGACCAGCAGGGAGAGGCAUGUCCAGAACCACAAAAAGUGACAGUCCAAGUUUGUGAAUGUGAAGAUGGAGUGGUGUGUGGAAAACGAGGUGCCAGCAGUCAGCCCAGUUCAAAGUUAGGUCCUGCUGGCAUUGGACUGCUUUUCCUGGGCCUGCUGCUGUUACUAUUCUUGCUCCUGUUGCUUUUCUUCUGCCAAUGUGGGGAGUCUGUGGGUCUUCCACAGGGCUUUGCUGAGAUGCCUUUUGACACCAAAUCACACCUCAUUAACUACCGCACUGAGCACCAGGGAGAGAACACAGAGGUGCCACUACUGAGCAUACCUGACAACAUAAGUAAGGGCAUGGCACACAAUACUUCAACAAUAGCACCCAUAGGAGGCAUGGAUUUCCAUAAAUCUAUCACUUCCAUGGAUGGGCUGAACAGGGCUGCAUAUCAAGAAGAUUUUUCAAGUGACCACAGAGAAGGAACAUUGGGGAUGAUGAAGAAGUUGAGCGGAAGUGCCUUCUACUCUGAUUUUGAGAGGAGAGAAACAAAAUUGUAUGAUGGCAUGGCUCUACCAGACCACUUCUUGGAAGAGUACUACACUCGGAAAGUGGCUAGUGGAAACGAGAACCUUGGAGCAAAAGACAACCUUUUGGUUUAUGAUUAUGAGGGCAAGGGUUCCUGUGCUGGCUCAGUGGACAGCCUCAGCCUACCAGAUUCUGACAACAACUUGCAGUUUCUCGAUGACCUUGGGAAAGAGUUCAACACCCUUGCUGAGGUGUGUGGAGGCAAAAAGAUCCAAACUGAAGUCAAGCCAAAGUUCACUCCUCUGCCGAAUGCCUCCAUUAAUACUCACACCUCAGUAUCAAGUUUGAUUGCAGCUCCACAGCCUCCCCCUCCACCUAAGCUGCAGGUAGGCAUCCCCAAAACGGAGAGUCUGGUUAGAGAGACAUCUGAGCGUUCUCAGAUUGUGAAGGAAAGCACGACCACUGUGAGGGAAGGGAUGACUACUAUGAAGGAAGGGAUGGUAAAUCAAGGCCAGAUGCUCAUGCUACAGCCGCAGCAACAGCCUGUCUACUACACUACUGCCCCUGUACUGCAGCCGAUGCCAUACAUCAUCCAGCCACAGUUUCAGAACACCGUGCUACUGGCUGAGGCACCAGCCAACAACCUGCAGGGCAUGGUACUGGUUAAUGGCACCAAGACUGAACCUGCCCAAGGCAUGCUUGUUCAGGGACAGACAGUCACAUCCAGCACACAAGCCCAGGGCCCACACAUGGUGCUGGCGGAGGGGAGCAGGGUCCGGAAGGGAGGUGCCAACCUGAUCCACACUGGCAACGUCCCUGGAUCCCAGACCAUGAUGGUUGUGGAAGGCAAGGUCCCUGCAGGGUCACUGAAAGGCCUGACGGGGAGCCAGACCUACCUUGUCCAGGGGGGCACUCUGCAAAAAGGAGGGCUUUCAGGAUCUCAGAGUGUCCUGGUGGUUGGAAGUCCGACAAGCAGUGGAGGGCCGCUGUAUCAGGAGACAGGAAGUGUGUCCCAGAUGAGUGGCCUCUCUGGCUCUAAAAGAGUCCUCUGCAGCACAUCCACUGGCUGUCAGAGCAGCAUGGUGGGUUCCCCUACCACCACAACCCCCACCUAUCGCAAGGUGGUGGUAAAGGAGAAAUUCACUGAAUUGUGAUGUGGGAAAAGACUCUUUUUAAUGCAAUUAAAAAUACUAGCAAACCAACCUCUCAAGUAUUUUUAUGAGCAGCACUAAUGCAUGUUUGUGUCAGUUUAUUGGUGGAGGGUGUGCUGCAGCAGUUUGACGAGGAAUGAAGCUACAUGUUCCUGCAUGUUCAUUUAUCAAAGUCUCUGAUUGACACCAUAUAAAUAUUUUGCUUUCUGAGAGGAAUAUUUUUACGGUGUAGACUUUGGAGCCAAACAUAAAGCUGCACAAACUAUACCAAAUUUAUUUUUCUGUCCAGUAUUUCGUUUGGUUUGGCAAAAGUAUUUUUGUGAACAUAUUCUGCAUUCAUGAUCCAUUAUGUCUGUAAUUUGGCAUGCAGCAUGGGCAUAUAUACAUUAAAGAAGGUGGACAAUGUGUUGAA